AAUUAUCCAUUGUAUUUGAUGUUGUAAGGUAUCACAAAAAAGAAAAAUAAUAAGGAAAAGUAGGUGAUAUUUUAGCGGUUAGCACAGGUUUCCGAUGAUUCUUAUUUCUCCCACAAUGCAUUCCAUGACGUCACAUGAGGUACUCGCUUUGGGACGACAGACAUUGAGAGAGACGAGUAGUGAGAUUAGCAGCUAGUGAGAGAGUAAGUGUCAGAUAGAUAAGUAGAUAGAUAGAUAGAUAGAUAGAUAGAUAGAUAGAUAGAUAGAGAGAGAGAGAUCAUAGUAUAACAUAGCAUAGAUAGAUAGUGAGAGAGAGAUAGCAUAGUAUAACAUAGCAUAGAUAGAUAGUGAGAGAUAGCAUAGCAUAGCAUAACAUAACAUAACAUAGAUAGCUGAGAGAGAGAGAGAGUAGAUAUAAAUGGAUAAAAUGGUUUACUACUGUGUUUGUGCCGGGUGCAAGAACUCCAGCAAAACUGGACAUAGGGUCCAUUCCUUCCCCAAGGACAAAGGGAUCUUCCGAAGCUGGGUGCAGUUUGUCAAGGUUAGGCGGGCAGAUUUUUCAGCUAGCUCUGUCACCGCCUUCUCGAGAAUAUGCAGCGCGCAUUUCAAGGAGGAGGAUUACCACUCAGGGGAUGCCAAGAUGGUCUCACUUGGUUUAAAGAGUGAGAGGAUGGCGAAGUUAAGUCCUACCGCUGUGCCGUCUGUCCAUGCAAACCUCUCUGCCUGCCCUGUCCCGAGGUCGAGAGACACCGUCAGCCGCAAGCGAGAUAUUGCCACUGUAAGCAUCAUGCUAAUGUUUACAAGCUGCGCGUUAGCUAGCUCUGUGUGUAUUUUGCAUACCGUGUUUCCUUUGACACAGCCUCCACUACAAGCAUGAUCAGUCUGACAUUAAAAGAGCAUAUUUCGUGAUUCACGAAUAUGAGCCAAAACAAAGUAAAGCCCUGAAGUAAAUGUCCAUAUCGCCAUGAAAGCUUCAUGGCUAGUGUUGGGAUCAGUGGUGGUGAUCUUCAAGCAGCUUUCACACUUUCACUAAACAGUGUGUUUGCGUUUUGUGUUAGACUGCGGUUCUCUUUCACAUAUAUUUGACCAUGACAGUGUCGCCAGGGCUGUAGUGGAGGCUAACGCAAGUAAACACAGUUUACCCACCUCUGACAUUUCAGAAAUAGAGUUUAUCCACUUCUCACUUCAGAGUUUAGCUACCUCCCAAUACAGUAAAUACACUACCUCAUAGAGUUUAUGCACCACAUGCACUCUAGACAUUUAUUACCACUAGUAUUGAUGUAAACAUUUAACAGUAACCUUCAACAUCAUCAAAUAUGUUCUGAAUGUCUUUCAUGUAUUUUUUAAAACAUCGAGUAGCGCAUAUCAGGGUCCACUGUAAUGUAAUCUUUUUUCUCUUGUAUACCCUCUUCGCUGACCUUUUUUAUAUUUGUUUUCACAAGAUGUUGAAAGACGCCUCACAGCAGGAGACCAUGGACAGUGUAGACACUGUGGAGAGUGUCGAUACUGGGGAUCAGCUCUUGCCCUCCUCCACUUCUGAUGCUGGGACACAGUGUGAUUUGAAGCCCCCCCCAAUGGUCUCACGCUGUGCAGGUUAACCUGAAGCCCAAGAUGGUCAGCGUGGGCACACAGACGUCUUUCAGCCCACAAACCUCCACUCCCAUCGCUAGUCCUGAACAGACAGAUGAUGAUGAUGAUGAUGAUGAUAAUGCCUCUGUCAUCAGUGACUUAUCAUGGGUGCCUGAAGAGCCGAUGCAUGAGGAGGAAGUAUAUGAUGAGGAGCCACCUUACACGUGUGACCCUCACCACAAUGGCAUUGACAAAUUCAUUGUUUGCCAAGAGGAGCUGAUGGGGCUUUUUGCCAUCUGUCCGGCCUGUUGUGAGAGGUCGGACAGUAGCAUCGUGCAGCAGGAAGGAACUUUUGUUAAGAUCAAGCAGGUCUGUGCAUCAUGUGGCUACCACCGUUUCUGGCAAAACCAGCCAAUGCUCCACAGGAACAUGCCGACCUGCAACCUCCUGUUAAGUGGGGCCAUUCAUUUCACUGGCUGUUUGGCCACCCAAACAUUAAGAAUGUUGACCCUGUUUGGCCUGCAGUGCAUCAGUGCAAGCAGUUUCUUUCGACAUCAGCGCCACUAUACCAUCCCUGUAAUCGUUCAGGCCUGGCAGAACGAUCAAGCCAAGAUUUUUAGUGAUCUACGGGCAAUGGAUGGCGGGCUAGUUCUUGCUGGUGACUGCAGGUCAGAUUCUCCUGGGCACUGCGCGAAGUAUGGGUCAUACUCUCUGAUAGAGGACAGAGUGAACAAGGUGGUGGAUGUUCAGCUUGUUCAGAGCUCAGAGGUCCCUAACAGCUCAUGGUGUGAGCUUGAAGGGCUCAAGCGCAGUGUUGGCCUGCUGAGGGGAAAGGACCUGCAUUUGGCAACGCUGAUCACGGACCGACAUCGCCAGGUUGCCAAAUGGGUGAGAGAGGAGCUGAGUCCUGAAGGGACACGGCAUUACUUUGAUGUGUGGCACAUUGCCAAAAGUCUGGGGAAGGCAUUGGAUGCAGCUUCAAAAGAGUGUGACCAACUACGAUUGUGGAGGCCAGCUAUAGUGAAUCAUCUCUACUGGACUGCAGCCUCAACCCCAGAUGGCAACCCAGCGGUCAUGGAGGCCAAAUGGAGAAGUUUAGUCAACCACAUCCAGGACAUCCAUGAUUAUGACACCCCUGCCUUCUCCAGUUGUGCCCAUGGCACUCUAGACGGGGAUCAGCGCAACAAAGAGUGGCUGGAGCCAGGCUCAUUGGCAGCAGUAAAGUUGGAGAACAUAAUCAUGAGGACAGCCUUACAGAAAGAUGUUCGACAGCUGUCUCCACAGCACCAGACCUUCUCCCUUGAGGCUUACCACUCCCUUAUCUUGCACUUUGCGCCCAAGCACACAGGGUUUUCAUACCUUGGGAUGUAUAGCAGGCUUCUCUUAGCGGCGCUGCAUUACAAUCACAAUGCCAAUCGCGAGACAGCACGGAGAAGUGACGGGACGGAGAAGUACUGUGUGCGGUAUCCGCGCUUCAGAAAAGGAGCCCAUGUGGUGCCUCCCAUCAAAGAGGCAGCCUCAUACGGUUAUGCAACAUCAUUAAUGAAGGCCCUUCGGGAGAGCUACAACAAUUCACCCGCGGCUCUUCGAGAGACAAAUCCAAUUAUUUAGUUGUAAGUAUUUAUUUUAGUUGUUAGUUAUCUAAUUUCCUUCUGUCCCUUUCAUCUCAUUUGGUGGUGGUUUCCUGCAUGCUGCAUGUUUUGUUUUUUCUUUGUGUGCUGUUGCUUUGUUUUUUACUUUGCACAAAAUCAUUACUUUUUCUCGUCUUUGUAAGUGGCAAUAAUUGUCUCUGUACCCCAUUCAAGGGGUCCUGCAUGCUGCAUGUCUGCUCCUCUGUCUGUGUGCUUGGAUUUUCUUUUUUGUUGUUAUUUGCAUGAAAUAUCUUGUAUGUAAUUCAAAAUAAUUUACCAAUCAUUUUACCUGUGCCUUGUCAACCUCUGUGUGCGGUGUUGUCUGGGCUCACUGUGUGUCUGCUUGAUGUGCUUUUGCAUGUGUCACUGCAUGUAUAUGCAUGCAUGAAAUAGUAUGGGUUUGUGUGUGAGAAAGAGAACCAUCAGCUGACCCUCAGGUAAGACCACACUACUGCAGGCCAAAGAAACAAGGUGCAAAUGUUUCGGGUCUAUGUGUAAUGUGUUCUGUGUACUUUAUAACAUUUUAAGGGCAAUGGAGCGAUCACAACAGAAUAAGCAUAACAAUUAUUUUUAUUCAUUUUCAUCUAAACGAGGCCAUUGAAAGCCCUGAUAGGUCUGGUCACCACUUUGAAAUUGUUGUCUGAUGGUUGAAACCACACAAGAGGGUAGAGGCUUCCUUAUACUCCUGCCUAAAACUCCAUAAGCCCAGCGUAUAGCCUGCCUGUAUGCAGUGUACCGGUAUUGCCUAGGGAUAAGUAGGAAAGAUUGUUUAGUUUAAAACUCUGUAAGUAGGUUGGAGACAUCAUUUUAAGUCUGUUUCUUAUGCAUGUUUAUUGUGUAUGCAACACAUCUCCUCUCUCCUAUAACUGUUGGUUCAAAGGACUCAGUGUAAAAAGAUUGGUAAAGUAAACAUAAACCAUGAACAUACUCGUGCGUGCUGGCUUGAAGGGGACCAUGAUCCUGCCUGAAGUGUGAGUAUGCUAUGUGUAGCACAAACGGAUUCAGGCAGCAUGCCUCAAAUCCAGGAUGCUGCGUUAGGCACGUUAUAUUUGCUGGGCGCGGUGUGAGCUCCUAGACCAGCGACCAAAACGCGCUCACCUCCCUACAACACAAGCUCUCCACCACAGUUUCCAUGGGACGACACCGCCCACACAGACACCUGCCAAACACAGCGACACAGACACGCUUACUACUCUCUCCCUCUCCCGGUAAGCGGUACCCUGACGGUGUCAAUGACAAUCAAUCACGGGAAAACUAGUUAGCACUAUAAUCACAGUGAAGACGUGGCCAGCCUACUCGGCGUCGGUUACGUUUGCAAACAACAUUUUCACGUAAAAGCUUAGAAAUAAACACUAGGGGUUCACAGGUAGGAUCUGUCAAGCUACAUAGCUAGCAUAAUAUGCCUUCUAUUUCUAGAUGUUCUGACUAAGUUUAGGGUACUUAUCUGAGCCAACGACAUAAACACUGUCACUAGAUAUAAAGAAAACGUUGACUUUCACUCGAUGCUAUUCACUGACAGUAAAAAAAAGUUGUUAUUGUAUCCACUGCUGUUCAUAGACUAGCUCCAGCGCUCGUCGCUGCGUUUCUGAAUGGUAGCAACUCACCAGGACACUUCACCAACUCUCCAGUGAUUCUCCUCUGACCAUGCAUUUAUUUCUCUUUGAUGAUCAUCAGCUCUCGGUAUUUCCUCAUUCGCCCUCUCACGUCUAACCGGUUCGAAAUUAUAUGGCUGUGGGCCAUCAUAAAUGUUAACUGUGGGUCUUGCCACCUCUUCCUCAUCCCAGUUAGACGCCAUAGUGCUAGUAGCUGCUAUAAGGCUGAGGCUACUUCCACCAAAGAUCUGGGAUAUGACCGCAGGUCGGAUUCCUUCUUAUCUCUGCUUCCACCACGUCUACCUCAUGUGACGUCAUCGCCGAAUUGCAUAAAAAAUAACCGUUACUAACCAAAAACUCCAAAAACUGGACUUUAACACCAUUUUGGAGACAUAUCUAACUUUAUACACAUAUCUUGAGUGCUUAAUGUACCUAUUAAUUGACAGUGUUGUUUAACCUGCACCACAGGCUUUAAACAAUUAGAGCUGUGAUGUCACAAUCGGAAUUAGAAUCCUUGAACAUUCCACCAUUCAUUUCAAUGGGGCCGAAAAACGCCGAAAAACGGGAAUACCGCGAAAACGUCAAGGGCCAGCGACACGAAAGUAACAAGCAAGUUACACCGGUUCGGGCCUGAAUUUUUGGAGUUCGAACUGCCUCGAUAGCUCAAACGGUCUAGGAGCAGUAGUUCGUCCAAAAAGUGGGUGAAAAGGAAUAAUAAAUAAGAAAACUUAAGAAGAACAAUAGUGGGCUUGCUCUGCAAGCCCACAGCAUGGCUGAAAGGGCUUGCUGGAUCAAACCCACUAAUAAGAAAACUUAAGAAGAACAAUAGUGGGCUUGCUGGAUCAAACCCACUAAUAAUAAUAA
This is a messenger RNA of Alosa sapidissima (American shad), 5656 nucleotides long. RefSeq lists its product as uncharacterized. The transcript is spliced from 12 exons. Lineage: Eukaryota; Metazoa; Chordata; Actinopteri; Clupeiformes; Clupeidae. The record is from RefSeq and is a predicted model, not a curated record. Bases 1612 to 3180 code for a protein of 522 amino acids.